AUGGCAAUCCAAACAACUGUCCCGGCCCCAAAUGCCACCGUCUUGCCGGAGACGGAAACCUCAAAGACGGUGGUGUUUGAGCCUUACCAUGUGGACUUGCUCCCUGAGUACUGCUACACUAGCGAGGAGUUCCUGAUCUCCGGAAUCGCUCACGGGGAGUCAUACUGCACUCGCAUUCUUCUCCGUCGUCCUGUGGAUUCUGGCAAGUUUUCCGGGUUGGUUGUUGAAGAGCCAUCGCAUCUAUGGGGCGGAACCAGUAUCUGGCGCCAUAUCAACCGCUGGCUCAUGUGCAAUGGUCAUGCCUGGCUGGAAGUUGACUCUCAGGCCCCCUCGGCAGUUGGCAAGAUCAAGAAUGUUGACCCGGAACGAUAUUCACGAAUGCAUUUCAUCCCGGGUCCCCUCGCAGAUGAAUUUGCCGAGACAAUCCCCUUUGUAACAGAAGCAUCCAAAGAGGCCUUGUCUGAUGAUUACGACAACUUCAAAGCCACAUGGUGGCCUGCCACCUUGCAGUCCCCGGAGAUCCUGGCAGCCGCUUCAUACGCUUUGAGAUCAGGACAGCUGGGCAUUCACGCGCGCUGGGUUGUCCUUAGCGGCCUGUCCCAAACGGGUGGAGUGACGAGACGCUUCAUCACUCACUCCUCGCACUUGCGGCUGCCCGAUGGUUCUCUUCCUUUCGAAGGAUACCUUCCGUGUCAAUCCGGCGGCGAGGCGCUUCCUGAUGGUGCAUUCGCUAAGAUCAUCGAGCUGCUGGGGGAAUCGGAGUUUCCGUCUGUCCGACAUCCCUGUGGUGUCAGUGGGCAGAUGAAGGGGACAGCCCAUCGCCGUCCCGAUAGUGAUUAUUUUCGGGUGUACGAGGUUGCUGGAAUGGCCCAUCGCGAGUCCCGAUACGCUUCAGAGAUUGACCUCAAGCGCUGGUCUGUCGCCGAUCUCCGAGGGGCUAAGUGGAGUACAUUUUCGAACUCCUUCAUCUACCAUGCUGUCUUCGAGUUGAUGUUCAAGUGGAUUUCCGAAGAUAGAGUGCCACCGGCGAGUGCUCUGAUCGAAACAAUUGGGAGCACAGAUGAGAUUGUACGGGAUGAGCAUGGAAAUGCUAAGAACGGCGUGAGAACCAUUCACACUGAUGUGCCUCUGGCACGCUUUGUUGCUGCUACCCCCAAGGGCAGGCCGAAUUGGUACUGGGGGUCUGAGUGGCCGUUCUCGGAGGAUGAGCUUCGCGUGCUCUAUGGAUCUUCUGCUAGCCACCGACUUCAAGCCGGUAUUGCUCUUGCUAAGCAGAUCAGGUCGGGAUUCCUGCUCUCAGCAGAUGCGGAAAUUCUUCGCCGGGAGACUGUGGAAAAAGUGCACUUUUGUUAG
Messenger RNA from Aspergillus steynii IBT 23096, 1353 nucleotides. RefSeq lists its product as uncharacterized. The coding region runs from base 1 to 1353 and encodes 450 amino acids. The transcript has 3 exons. Lineage: Eukaryota; Fungi; Ascomycota; Eurotiomycetes; Eurotiales; Aspergillaceae. The record is from RefSeq and is a predicted model, not a curated record.